AUGUCUCAAUCAAAUAGUCAGAACAUGCUCCCGAAAAUCAAGGCUACUCCGGAGAACAAGGGACAGGUCAUACAUUUGCGGACUGAAGCCUUGAACCGAUUGCGCGCCAACAAGCUAUAUGUUGCCCUGUACCUUCGGUCCGACCCACAUAUUGAGGACAACUUCCACUGGGCCUUCUACCACCACGCCUCCCUUGGCAAAACCAUCCACCAUAUCAAGAACCUUGGUAGCGGCUGGACCGCCGAACACGCCGCUCGGACAAAUGUUUUCAUAUCAAACCUACUCUGUGUGGUCAUCGAAAUUGCCAGUAUCCCCACACACAGAGAACAGGAGCUUGCCACAAUCAUGAGAACCUACGACAACAACCUCAACGACAUCCCAGGGAUCCGUUGUCGACUGUGGAUCUUCCUAGUCCUCAAGCUUCUGGUGCAGCAGGGUUUGGUCCACUGUGACAAUCUAGAGACAUUGCAACAAGAAUGUCUUCGGAUUGGGAAUGAACACAGUCAGGAGGCGAUAGACAAUUAUCAGCCUAGACCAGUCCUGAUUGCAGAGUCCUCGUCUUAG
Molecule: messenger RNA, 564 nt
Organism: Capronia epimyces CBS 606.96
Lineage: Eukaryota; Fungi; Ascomycota; Eurotiomycetes; Chaetothyriales; Herpotrichiellaceae
Exons: 1
Coding region: 1-564 (187 amino acids)
Source: RefSeq, a predicted model, not a curated record